Messenger RNA from Mercurialis annua (annual mercury), 2226 nucleotides. RefSeq names its product L-type lectin-domain containing receptor kinase IV.1. Gene Ontology annotation, molecular function: ATP binding; carbohydrate binding; protein kinase activity. The record is from RefSeq and is a predicted model, not a curated record. The transcript has a single exon. Gene Ontology annotation, cellular component: plasma membrane. Gene Ontology annotation, biological process: protein phosphorylation. Lineage: Eukaryota; Viridiplantae; Streptophyta; Magnoliopsida; Malpighiales; Euphorbiaceae. The coding region runs from base 138 to 2135 and encodes 665 amino acids.
CAUUCUUAAGCAAGAAUGUCAUGGUCAGGAUUACAUUCUUAUGGACGGCUUGGAUUAGAUGACAUUACAUGUGGAGCGGUGCUUACUUAAUCCUACCAAAUUCAAUAAAAGAAAACAGUUGAAAGAGAGAAGAAAAAAUGUUAUGCAAGCUUAUAAUUCUGCUCUCUCUGCUACUAAACUUAGCAGAAUCCCAAGAUCUUAACUUCACCUUCAAUGGCUUCCGUUCAACUAAUUUGAGCCUUGAUGGUCUAGCUGAGAUCACCUCUAAAGGCCUUUUAAGACUCACCAACGACACCAAACAACAAAAAGGCCACGCAUUCUUUCCAAAUCCCGUAGCCUUCAAAAGCUCAUCAAACGCCUCUGCUUUCAGUUUCUCAACCACUUUCGUCUUCGCUAUUUUAUCAGAAAAUCCCGAUCUUAGCGGCCACGGGAUUGCUUUUGUGAUUGCACCAACGAGAGGACUACCGGACUCUCUUCCAAGUCAGUUUCUUGGUCUUUUUAAUGAUAAAAAUAACGGUAAUGAGACUAACCAUGUUGUUGCAGUAGAGCUUGACACCAUUCUUAGCAGCGAAUUUGGCGACAUCAACGAUAACCAUGUCGGGAUUGAUAUUAAUGGGCUACGGUCCCUUCAGUCUUCGGCAGCCGGAUACUAUGCCGACAGUCGUAGCAACAGGAUGACAAAUUUGAGCCUUUAUAGCGGCCUACCGAUGCAGCUUUGGGUGGAUUAUGAUGGUUUAAAGAAGCAACUUAAUGUCACUCUAGCUCCAUUCAAGUUCGUUAAACCAAGUGUUCCACUCUUGUCUCUAACUCGUGAUUUGUCGCCAGUUUUGCAAGAAACUAUGUACGUUGGCUUCUCAUCGUCUACUGGUUCUGUUCUAACAUCUCAUUAUGUAUUGGGUUGGAGCUUUAUGAUGAAUGGUCAAGCUCAGCCUCUUGUUCUUUCUAAUCUUCCUAAGCUUCCACGGAUUGGACCCAAAAAGAAAUCCAAGUUUUUAACAAUUGGGGUGCCUGUUAUUUCUAUAAGUGUUGUUUUGUUAGCUAUUUCAGGUUUGGUUUAUUUCAUAAGAAGGAGAAGGAAAUAUGCAGAAGUGCUUGAAGAUUGGGAGCUUGAUUACUGGCCUCAUAGAUUCAAAUUCAAGGAUUUGUACAUAGGGACCAAAGGUUUCAAGGAGAAAGAAUUACUGGGGAGCGGCGGAUUUGGCCGGGUUUAUAAAUGUGUUUUACCAACUACAAAAAUGGAGGUUGCUGUCAAAAAGGUGUCACAUGAAACUAGACAGGGAAUGAAGGUUUUCGUAGCGGAAAUUGUUAGUAUCGGGCGGCUUCGUCACCGGAAUUUAGUCACUCUUUUAGGGUAUUGCAGGCGUAAAGGAGAAUUACUGCUUGUUUAUGAUUACAUGCCGAAUGGAAGUUUAGACAAGUAUUUGUUUGAUCAACCUAAGGUUACUCUAAAUUGGAGCCAAAGAUUUAAGGUGAUCAAAGGUGUCGCUUCAGGGCUGCAUUAUCUUCACGAAGAAUGGGAGCAAAUUGUGAUCCAUAGAGACGUAAAGGCGAGCAAUGUGUUGGUUGAUGGCGAAAUGAACGGAAGAUUAGGCGAUUUUGGUCUGGCAAGAUUAUAUGACCAUGGAUCAGAUCCUCAGACAACUCACAUUGUCGGCACUUUAGGCUAUCUUGCGCCUGAGCACACCCGAACAGGGAAGGCCACGACGAAGACUGAUGUGUUCAGUUUUGGUGCAUUUUUACUUGAGGUUGCUACUGGUAGAAGGCCAAUAAUGGAGGACUUAAUAUUGGUUGAUUGGGUGUUUUCUUUUUGGACUAAAGGUGAAAUUCUUCAGGCGAAGGAUCCGAAUAUGGGUACAGAUUAUAUAGUUGAAGAAGUUGAGUUGGUGUUGAAACUUGGCUUGUUAUGUUCUCAUUCAGAACCUGAAGGUAGGCCAAGCAUGCGACAAGUCGUUCAGUUCUUAAAUCGAGAGAUGGAAUUACCGGAGUUAUCAUCAAUCGGGCUUUCUGCAAGUGGAUUAACGUUUGCAUAUCGUGAAGGUUUCGAUGAUUUUGUCAUGUCUUGUCCCUCUUCUAUGGAUAAGGCUUUCUCUCAUGGUUCUUCUAUAGCAGACUCUCUUCUUUCAGGAGGUCGCUGAUUUUGUUUUUUCGCAGAAAUACUUCUGAAACUCUCUAUCCAAUAACAUAUUCUUGUAAAACGGAUAGUUUCAAUCGUUUCCUGUUUCAGUA